AUGACGAACGAUCCAAUUGUCAUGUACAUGCACUACACUGAGGAGUUGGACACUCUUACCUGUGAGCAGGUGGAUUGGGAGCCAUAUGGUAGCUUUUACCGUAUUGGCGCGGCGAUGACUGACCUCAACCCAAAGUGCACGGAGGAGUCAGCUUUCUGGCUGAACAACGCGUAUGAUGAAGACAUCUUGGACGAGCCCAUCGCGUUCGAUGAGGUUGCGCAAAACCAGUACGACAGGAUUGCUCGAGCAGGGAGAUCAACUUCUAUUGCUUCCUCCGUGAACUUUGUGAUUCCUGACGACACCAUUCUUGGUCAAGCCAAGGAGCAAGGCGCACAGUCUGCGUACAUGUUGAAGCAUUGGGGGAAGGCUCCGAACCGUUACACUCCGAAAGACUACGCGAACCGAGGGAAGAAGGCUAUCGUUGAGUCUGACGAGGAGCCGUCGAAGAGGUCAGCUUUGAGGAGGAUGAGGAACGAUGAGCCGUUUUCCUCAGAGGAAGAGGUGGAGGAAGAAGCGUCACCGCCACCACCAUGGAGGAAGCAGCCCGCGAGGAGGGGACGUCGAUCUUAG
Molecule: messenger RNA, 570 nt
Organism: Lolium perenne
Lineage: Eukaryota; Viridiplantae; Streptophyta; Magnoliopsida; Poales; Poaceae
Source: RefSeq, a predicted model, not a curated record